UUCACAAUUAAGCACCAGCCAUCCAUCUAUUCAUCAUGAAGGUAGCUGCUCGGUUUCAUGAAUUCAGGGGGUGCCUAUAUAUAUAAGCUUCAUCCUUUCUUCCUCUUCUAAAGCAAUCCACAGCUAAAUUAACUCAUCUUAUUGAUCCAUACCUCAUCAUAUCAUCAUUAACCAAGAUAUAUGGAGUGCGACCGGUCAUGCCGUCCCCACCGGCCCUGCGGCGUCAGGGGCUGCCCUUACAUGGGAGACGUCCAGGUCGGGGUUGACAACCGCGCAUGCGGAGACUUGGGAAUAGAUGUCACCGACAAUGACAUCAUAAGGGGUAGUGGUAGAGUUCGCAUGGGUGUAGGUAACGACACCGGCCGUGACAACUAUGCCCGUAUCUACGAGAACCGAGUCUUGGACGCCGACGUGAACGUCGAUAUGGGCGUAGGCAACACCGCCGGCUGCGACAGCCGCAUGGAGGUGUAUAGGAAUACCGUGACGGGUGGUCGCCGGGGUACCAACGUGCGUGUUGGAGCAGCCAACGAUGCACGUCGGGACAACGACAUGCGAGUCUUCUGCAACAACGUGGAGGGCGCUGAAGACGAUGUGGAUAUUGGCGUCGGGAACACGGCGGGCAGGGACAACUUCAUGGAUGUCGACAACAACGAUAUCCGUGGCGCGCGGGGAGGAGUUCGCAUGGGCGUGGGGAACCAGGCCGGCAGGGACAACAAGGCCCGAGUGUCCGGGAACAUAGUCAGGCGUUAGAAUUAUCUAUCCGUGCUUGUGCUUGCAUCUUUAUCGUUUUCUUCAUUUAGCUCGAUCGUGUGUUUUGCUUUCUUGAAUAAUCUUU
Dioscorea cayenensis subsp. rotundata (Guinea yam) is the source of this 835-nucleotide messenger RNA. RefSeq lists its product as uncharacterized. The record is from RefSeq and is a predicted model, not a curated record. Lineage: Eukaryota; Viridiplantae; Streptophyta; Magnoliopsida; Dioscoreales; Dioscoreaceae. The coding region runs from base 181 to 750 and encodes 189 amino acids. The transcript is spliced from 2 exons.